AUGUCAGACUUUGAGUUGCAUAAACUUUGCCUUUUAUAUCGAAAAUACCUUGGCAAAUAUGCUUUGAAUUCUUCUUUGAUUUUGGAUUCUGGAAAAUUCCGUAAAUUUGAUGAGUUGCUACCAGAAUUCAAGGAAAACGGUGAUAGAGUGCUUAUUUUUAGCCAAUUCACUAUGAUGUUGGACAUUAUUGAAGAAUAUCUUAAGAUUAAAGAAGAUAUAAAAUAUUUACGAUUGGAUGGACAAACGCCAGUACAUGAACGGCAAGGUUUAAUCAAUAAUUUCAACGAUGAUGCUGGAAUCUUCAUUUUCCUGCUGUCAACACGAGCAGGAGGCUUGGGUAUUAAUCUGACGUCUGCCAAUGUUGUCAUCAUUCAUGACAUUGACUUUAAUCCAUACAAUGACAAACAAGCUGAAGACCGGUGCCACAGAAUGGGACAGACAAAGACUGUCAAAAUUAUCCGUUUGUUGAGCAAAGACACAGUGGAAGAAGCAAUGUUCCGAUGUGCCCAGAAAAAAUUAACUCUUGAGAAAGAUGUCACGUCUUGUGAUGCACAAAAUGGUCAGUUCUUUUCUUCAUUCUUUCUUUUAAGGAUUGUGUCUUAA
This is a messenger RNA of Acanthosepion pharaonis, 603 nucleotides long. The record is from the annotation of a GenBank genome assembly. Lineage: Eukaryota; Metazoa; Mollusca; Cephalopoda; Sepiida; Sepiidae.